UCAUAUAGCAAGCUGAUAAAUACUUGCGAAUAAAUCACUUUUAAUUAUGCUUGAUCAGAAAGUCAUUGUCAGCAAUGUAUUUCCUUUGCUGAUGAUGCGUUCCAGUAAAACUUAAUAUCGUUAAAUCAAUCGGAGUCACAUUUGUGUCCGUUUCUACUGUUCGUUUUCGUUAUGAUCACCUCAGGAAAGAUUCGCUUUGUUCUAGGAAUUAGUGUCUUUUACUUUCUCUUACCUGAUGUUUCGUGCUCCUGGAAUUUAACAUCACUAAACAUAUGGGAUGAUGUUCUAAUUUGGAGAUUUGCUGUGUGGAAAAAUCGCGCUUUUCUGGCAAUUCCCAGGUCGACAGAUGAAGAGAAAAAGGCGUACAGGCCAACCUUAGUGGAAGUUCCUUGGCCUGAACUUAAUUCUAAUUUGCCAAUUAGCGUUGCAAAUGCAGCAAUUGUGCCUUUCUCUAAGAGUGGACCAUCAAAGCGCAAUUAUGAAGCUCUUGUAUCUGUAACUGGAUUAGACACGGAUGCUCGUGGGCGAUUAUGGGUUCUGGACGCACCCGAAGAAUACAAUCGCUGGCCUCGGAUCGUCAUUUAUGAUUUAAAACGGAACGAUCGAUUGGUAUCGUCCACCGAACUGAUUAAUGUAUCUGCAAAACGUUUAAAAUCUCUCGUGAUUGAUCCGUUUGAAGAUCAAUGGGGAUUUCGUGCAUACAUUGCGGAUGCCGGUGACGAGACAAUCAUUAUUUAUAGCCUGGGACAAGACAAAUGGUGGAAACUGAGAAUGUUACACGGACCCGAAAUUCCUCGCGUGCAAGCCACCGACCUCGCUAUUUCUCGGAAAAAUUCAAUUUUAUACAUGACAGGGCAAAAUACGCAUAAUCUAUUUAGUAUAAACUUGGAGAAAGUCAGAACGGAUGAAAUACCGUGGAAAGAAUCUUCUGGAAUACAGAAUAUAACAGUGACUUGGCUUGGAAAAAAAUUGGGUUUAUCCACGGGCCUGUUCUGCGACUUAAAAGACGGACUGCACUAUUUUAUGACGUCAGAGAAAGCCAGCGUGCGAUGGGAUACGAAAUUUCCUUUAGAUGCGGAGAGUCAUUCGGUCCUGAUGCAAAACGAUAAUGUUCCAUGUAUAACAGAUUACAAAAUGGAUGCACGGAGAAAUGUAUGGGGUUUAGUGAAUUCAGAAUGCUCUGAUAUAAUGAAGAAAAACAUUGCGAACAAAUCAAUACUUAAAUUUAGAACAGUAAACAUUGUAAAGUACUCAUUCAUAUGAUAAGUGCAGUAACUGUAUUUCCAAUUUUUGCAUAACAUCUGACUAGAAAUUUUUUGAAGAAUUAUGUUUGUCCUAAGGCAUUAUAUAAUUU
Messenger RNA from Linepithema humile (Argentine ant), 1354 nucleotides. RefSeq lists its product as uncharacterized. Lineage: Eukaryota; Metazoa; Arthropoda; Insecta; Hymenoptera; Formicidae. The record is from RefSeq and is a predicted model, not a curated record.